Molecule: messenger RNA, 1695 nt
Organism: Vespula vulgaris
Lineage: Eukaryota; Metazoa; Arthropoda; Insecta; Hymenoptera; Vespidae
Gene: snf
Product: U1 small nuclear ribonucleoprotein A
Exons: 3
Coding region: 168-863 (231 amino acids)
Biological process (GO): mRNA splicing, via spliceosome
Cellular component (GO): U1 snRNP
Molecular function (GO): U1 snRNA binding
Source: RefSeq, a predicted model, not a curated record
UCAGCGUUGUGACAUACAGCGACACUAAAAACACAUUCGAUCUGUUGUGUUUUAUUCUAACCUCUUCAUGGUAUUUAUGUCGAUUUUUCUUCGCUAAUAAAAGUGUUAAUUAUAAAACUUCCUUAGAAAUAUUAAAUAAUAUAGAAGUUAACAAUUUUUUUUUAAUUAUGGAUAUCAGACCAAAUAAUACAAUUUAUAUAAAUAAUCUAAAUGAAAAGAUAAAAAAAGAAGAAUUAAGAAAAUCGUUAUAUGCAAUAUUUUCUCAAUUUGGACAAAUUUUGGAUAUUGUAGCAUUAAAAACAUUAAAAAUGCGUGGUCAGGCAUUUGUUAUUUUCAAAGAAAUAGCAAGUGCAACGAAUGCAUUAAGAUCUAUGCAGGGAUUUCCUUUUUAUGAUAAGCCAAUGAGGAUACAGUAUGCUAAGACAGAUAGCGAUUUAAUUGCAAAAAUGAAAGGUACAUUUGCAGAACGUCCUAAAAAACCAAAACGUGUAGUACCGGCAGCAGAUGAGGAAGCAAAACGGGCAAAGAAGCGUGCUAAGGAACAAGCAAAACAUUCACAGCAAAUUGGAUAUCAUCCUGGUGUGCCGCAACAUCCAGGAUUAGUUAAUACAGCUGUACCUGAACAACCUCCAAAUCAAAUUUUGUUCCUUACAAAUCUUCCUGAUGAAACUAGUGAAAUGAUGUUAUCUAUGCUUUUCAAUCAAUUUCCUGGUUUUAAAGAAGUUCGUUUAGUACCAAAUCGGCAUGAUAUUGCAUUUGUUGAGUUUGAAAAUGAAGUUCAAUCGGGUGCUGCUAAAGAUGCACUUCAAGGAUUUAAAAUUACACCUUCACAUGCGAUGAAAAUAUCUUUUGCGAAAAAAUAAUUGCAAAGACUUUAAUCUUAAGAUUAUUAAUGAAAUAAAUAUAUGUAAACAUUAAAUGCAUAAAUAAUGAAAAAAUUAUUAAACUGGAUAUGUAGUCAUAUUUUAAUAAUUUUUAUACAAUAUAGUUUCUUGAAUAUAAAAAGUAUUUAUUAUUAAGUAAUAAUUAUGCAAAGAUCAAUCACUCUGUGAACCAUACUUAAAAUAUUUAAAAUAUUUAUCAUGGUAUGAUAAACAUAUACACGAUUUUGUAUCAGGAUACAACUGAUCUUGCUUUGAUUUAUGAUAGUUUUACAAUUUAAAGCUAUUCAUUACUCCUAGUUUUAUAAUGAUUUAUGACAAAAAUGACUACAGGCAUAAUUCUUUACCGAUUUUGAUAAACAAGAUCGUAUUUUACAAAUGAAGGUUUAAGCGAGAGCAUGGCUUUUCCGCAUUUUUUAAUAUUAAAUAAAAAAUUUUAUUUUUCUUGGCAAAAAUCGCGUCGAAAAAAUCUUUCGAGAAUAGAUAAACACACAAUAUAUUCUUAUAAACAAGAUUAAGUAAAAAUUAAUAAGAAUAAAUAGGGUAUGUCCUUCCCGUCUACAAAUUUAUCCGUCCAUACAAAUCAUCCCAAAUUCUAUUGUUUCUUCAACUAUCGCAGCAGAUCUCGUGCCAGUAUUGCAUGUGCAUACUUCGUCAUAGCAAGUUCCUUAUUUAUUUUUCAUUCCAAAAAUAAAGUAAGUAAAUUAAACAUUAAACAAAAAUCAUUAUCUCAAUCAUUAUCUCAAUAUAUGAUAUUGUUAUGCGUUUGAAUAAAUAAGAAUAAAUUAGAAUUAAUAAGAAAAAUAAAAAUAAA